UUUCUGCUAUGGAACUUGUACAUAAGCAGACAGUACCAAGUACAAAAACACACCUUGAUCCCUCUUUGGCCGGGGUGGAGUAGCAUCCCAUACUCCCACCUCCAAAACCCAAUUCACAAUUUACAAAACUCAACUCUAAAAUUUCCCUUUGUUCUUUUAGCAAAUUCCCAAUAAAUUCUCCAGAUUUUCGUCCCAAUUCCCCCAAAAUAAACCCUAAUAAUUUCUUACCAUUCAUCUGUAAAUUACCCCCAAUAAACUCAAAAUUUAGAUGAAAAUGGCUGACAUUUCAUCUCCGUCGCCGAACCCAAUUCAAUCCAAUAAUCAAUUGAUCGAACCCACAAACCCACAACUUCAAUCAUCGUCAUCGGCUUCAGCGGCAGUUGUUGUGGGGACACCAUCUUCUUCCUCCAAUUUAAUGCAGCCUUCUCCUUCAGCAACGCCGUCUUCGGUGGAUCUUCCCCCGCAAAUCCCAUUAAAUUCGUCCCAGCAGCAGCAAUUGGUGCAGCAACAGCAGCAGCAGCAGCCGAUCCAGGUACAGCAGCAGCAGCAGCAAUUGGUGCAAUCCCAGCAGCAGCAGCAAUUGAACCUACAACAGCAGCAGCAGCAGCAAAUUCAGCAAAUUCAGCAGCUUCAGCAACAGCAGCAGCAAAUUCAGCAACAGAGUAGUGGUAAUGCAGGUAAUAAUAACAGCAAUGGUGGGAAUAAUUUGAUGGCUGCUGCUGCGGUGGCGAAUUUCCAGAUGCAGCAGAGUUUGCAGAGGUCCCCGUCGAUGGCGAGGCUGAGCCAAAUGCAGCAGCAGCAGCAGCAGCAGCAGCUUGGGAUGAUGAGACAACAGGCUGGGAUUUAUGGGCAGAUGAAUUUUGGUGGCAACGCGCUUCAGCAGCAGCAACAACAGCAGCAACAGCAACAGAAUCAACAGCAGCAGCAACAGAUGGGGCAGAUGGCUCAGAUGGGCAGUGGGAACUUAUCAAGGUCCGCAUUGAUGGGACAGACUGGCCACCUUCCAAUGCUUUCUGGUCAAGCUGCAGCUGCUGCUGCCCAGUUCGAUUUACAGUCCCCGUUUUUGACUUCGCCACGGCAGAAGGCUGGUAUGAUGCAAGGGUCUCAACUCCAUUCUGGGAGUUCAACUGGGCAAGCUUUGUCAGGAAUGCAGGCCAUGGGGAUGAUGGGUCCCAUCUCUCAACUUAGGGCCAAUGGACCGAUGGCAUAUUCUCAACAAAGGAUAAAUCAGGGCCUGAGGCAGCAUUUGUCACCGCAAAGUCAACUUGCUAUCAAUCAGAAAUUACAGACUCAGGGUGUCCCAAGGACGUCGUUAAUGAAUGCCCAAUUAUCUGCGUUGGCUCAGAAUGGACAGCCAGCUUUGAUGCAGAAUAGUAUAUCACAACAGCAGUGGUUGAAGCAAAUGCCAUCUCCUAAUUCUCCCUCAUAUCGUCUUCAACAGCAGAGGCAACCGUUCCAUUCGCAGCAACAGCUAUCCUCACAGUUGCACCAGAAUUCUAUGGCAUUGCCGCAGCAGUUAGCACAUAUGGUUCAACAGCAGCCACAGAUUGGGCAUUCUCAGAUCCAUCAGCACCAACAACAGACACAGUCAACCCAACAGCAACAACAGCAGCAGCCACAGCCACAGCCACAGCCACAGCAGCAACAGCAACAGCAGCAGCAGAAUCAACAACUGCAGCCGCAGCAGCAACAACUACAAUCAGCUUUGCAUCAGCAGCAGCAGUCUCCCAGGAUGGUAGCCUCUGCAGGACAGAAGUCUCUUAGUUUGACUGGGUCACAGCCAGAUGCUACUACAUCUGGAACAACUACACCAGGGGGAAGCUCGAGUCAAGGUACUGAAGCAAGCAAUCAACUACUGGGCAAGAGAAGGAUACAGGACUUAGUUUCACAGGUAGAUCCACAAGGAAAGCUGGAUCCUGAAGUUGAGGACCUUCUUUUGCAAGUUGCUGAUGACUUUAUUGACUCGGUGACUUCAUUCGCUUGCGGCUUGGCAAAGCAUCGGAAAUCAUCAACUCUGGAAGCCAAGGAUGUAUUGCUGCAUCUAGAGAAGAACUACAAAUUGACUAUCCCUGGUUUCUCUAGUGAAGAGAAGAAGCAUCAACAGAACCAUUUACAGGCAAACUUGGUUUGGGAUGGGGUCCUAAGCUUGAAAUGGACUGCUAAGAAGUUAAUUUGGAAAUACCAUUUCUGUGCAAAGCCACCAAGUGAUGCUCACAGAAAACGUAUGGAGGUGAUACAUGCUUUGAUGGAGUCAUCCUCUGAAGCAACUACGAGUAAUGCUGCGGAGAUGCGCAGAACAGGCACUUGGCAACCAAGCUGUUAAGCAACACAUACUCCAUGAACUUGCAGGUUCUCUGAUGCAAAAGUUGGUCAACUUUCAUGGACUGAUCUGGUCCAGAAGAUGUACAAAGAAGUUUGGACCCAUCAUAUAAAGUACUGUGAACCUAAGUCAUAGAUGAUCUACUGUUCAACUGAUCCCAUCCUAGUUUAAUAGCUUAAUUAGCUUGACAGGAUGAAGGGGGUUAUAAGCAUGUAAACUCUCUAGGACCCUCACCCCCCUACUUGCCAUGUCAGUUAGGGAUUCAAACAGUAGUAGAACUGACUAUUAAUUAUAUACAUAUUUGCAUGUAAACUAAAGUUUUGGUUUAUAGGGCAAUCUCUGUGUAUAAAAUUUGCUGGAAUAUGUAUUUGGUUGAUUGUAUUUGAAUGACCUUUUCAUCUGUUU
This is a messenger RNA of Coffea eugenioides, 2725 nucleotides long. Its product is annotated as transcription initiation factor TFIID subunit 12b. Gene Ontology annotation, cellular component: SAGA complex; transcription factor TFIID complex; SLIK (SAGA-like) complex. Gene Ontology annotation, molecular function: TBP-class protein binding; protein heterodimerization activity; DNA binding. Lineage: Eukaryota; Viridiplantae; Streptophyta; Magnoliopsida; Gentianales; Rubiaceae. The record is from RefSeq and is a predicted model, not a curated record. The transcript has 10 exons. Bases 269 to 2323 code for a protein of 684 amino acids. Gene Ontology annotation, biological process: RNA polymerase II preinitiation complex assembly; DNA-templated transcription initiation.